Penaeus vannamei (Pacific white shrimp) is the source of this 5384-nucleotide messenger RNA. Lineage: Eukaryota; Metazoa; Arthropoda; Malacostraca; Decapoda; Penaeidae. The record is from RefSeq and is a predicted model, not a curated record.
AAAAAUUAGGCGCUGAAUUAAGCCUAUGCCGAAUUGUUCACUGGAGAUCCAGAAAGGAGAGAGAAUCCCAGAGCACAUUGUCGUCCUUAUGCGUGACGUCGCUAAGAGCAAGAGUCCCAUGCAACCCAUCCUGCGCGUUGGCUCCACCCCUCGCGCUUCCCCCAUCGAUUUUUACACAAGUCCCGAGCAGAACUUUGUCGCAUCCCCACGAACCGCUGUCGGCCGAGUUAAACCAAGCAGGGAAGGUCUUCUCGCUAUACUCAGUGAGGCUAUAACGUUUUAAAUGUGCUGUGUGUGGUGAACCUCCAAGAUGUCGCACAAUAGUCAACCAGUGUCAUCUGCCGAUCCGGUGAAAAUGGUUGUAAAAUCCAACCAGGCUUCUAGUGGAAAUGUACAACAUAUUGCUACUAUCGGUCUGGCAGAAUUGGCCCAUCGUGAAUACCAGACAGGAGACUAUGAGAAUGCAGAGAAACACUGCAUGCAGCUGUGGCGUCAAGACCCCUCAAAUACAGCAGUGCUACUGCUGCUUUCAUCAAUCCACUUCCAGUGUAGACGCCUAGAUAAAUCAGCACACUUCUCAAUGUUAGCCAUCAAGAAUAAUCCCAUGCUUGCUGAAGCAUACAGCAACCUUGGGAAUGUCUACAAGGAGCGAGGGCAACUUCAGGAGGCCCUUGAAAAUUAUCGUCAUGCUGUCCGCCUGAAACCAGACUUUAUUGAUGGCUACAUCAACUUGGCAGCAGCAUUAGUUGCUGCCAAUGACAUGGAACAAGCUGUUCAGGCCUAUGUCUCUGCUCUACAGUAUAAUCCAAAAGCAGAGGACCUUUAUUGUGUACGAAGCGACCUGGGUAAUCUUUUAAAGGCCCUUGGAAGAUUAGAUGAAGCAAAGGCUUGCUACCUCAAGGCCAUAGAGACAAGACCAGACUUUGCUGUGGCAUGGAGCAACCUCGGAUGCGUCUUCAAUGCUCAGGGUGAAAUCUGGCUGGCAAUCCACCACUUUGAAAAGGCUGUGGCUCUUGAUCCAAACUUCUUGGAUGCGUACAUCAACCUCGGAAAUGUCUUAAAGGAGGCCAGGAUCUUUGACAGGGCAGUGGCUGCGUACUUGCGUGCACUGAACCUUUCUCCAAAUCAUGCAGUUGUGCAUGGUAACCUGGCCUGUGUAUACUAUGAACAAGGACUCAUUGACCUUGCCAUUGACACAUACCGGCGUGCCAUUGAGUUGCAACCCAACUUCCCAGAUGCCUAUUGUAACCUGGCUAAUGCACUUAAGGAGAAAGGACAGGUGACAGAGGCUGAAGAGUGCUAUAACACUGCUCUUCGACUGUGUCCUACUCAUGCUGACUCUCUGAACAAUUUGGCAAACAUCAAGAGGGAGCAGGGCUACACCGAGGAUGCAACUCGCCUCUACCUCAAGGCUCUGGAGGUGUUCCCUGAGUUUGCAGCUGCACACUCCAACCUGGCAUCCAUCCUGCAACAGCAAGGGAAGCUCAAUGAGGCACUCAUGCACUACAAGGAGGCAAUCCGCAUCCAGCCGACAUUUGCUGAUGCCUAUAGUAACAUGGGCAACACCCUCAAGGAAAUGCAGGACAUCCAAGGAGCCCUGCAGUGCUAUACCCGUGCCAUCCAGAUUAACCCUGCCUUUGCCGAUGCUCACUCCAACUUGGCCUCCAUCCACAAGGACUCUGGCAACAUUCCCGAGGCCAUACAGUCAUACCGAACAGCACUCAAGCUGAAGCCAGACUUUCCAGAUGCCUAUUGCAACCUUGCUCAUUGUUUGCAAAUUGUGUGUGACUGGACGGAUUAUGAUGCCCGUAUGAAAAAGCUGGUCAGCAUUGUGGGUGAACAGCUGGAGCGCAACCGCCUUCCGUCCGUGCAUCCACACCACUCCAUGCUGUACCCCUUGUCUCAUGAAUACCGCAAGGCUAUUGCCAAUAGACAUGCAAACCUGUGCAUGGAGAAGAUCAAUGUGUUGCACAAGCAACCAUACAAGUACCCAUCAGAGCUGACCUCAGAUGGCCGUAUCCGCAUUGGCUAUGUCUCCUCAGACUUUGGGAAUCAUCCUACAUCUCACCUUAUGCAGAGCAUCCCAGGAUUACAUGAUAAGAGCCGUGUUGAGAUCUUUUGCUAUGCUCUUAGCCCAGAUGAUGGGACCACAUUCAGGAGUAAGAUCACCCGAGAGGCAGAGCACUUCAUUGACCUGUCUCAGAUUCCCUGCAAUGGCAAGGCUGCUGAUCGCAUCAACCAGGAUGGCAUUCACAUUCUUGUCAACAUGAAUGGAUAUACCAAGGGUGCUCGCAAUGAGAUCUUUGCUCUGCGUCCUGCCCCUGUCCAGGUGAUGUGGCUUGGUUACCCUGGCACAAGUGGUGCCCCCUUCAUGGACUACCUCAUCACAGACCGAAUCACAUCACCUAUGAAGCUUGCUACACAAUACAGUGAAAAACUUGCCUUCAUGCCAGAUACAUUCUUUGUUGGAGACCACAAACACAUGUUCCCACACCUGAAGGAGAGGGUUCUAAUUGAGUCUGUUGACAACCCUAAGCUGUUAAACAAUGAAGGCAUCAAGGACACAGUAGCACUCAUCAAUACGACUGAUUUGAGCCCAGUGAUUGAGAGUGCAGAAGUGAUGACGAUUAAGGAAGUAGUAAAUCCAGCAACUACUAAGGAAUCAGUAGAGGUUGCUGUUACUGUAGCGCAGCUGCCCAGCACAGCACCAAUUGAGAGCAUGAUCCAAGCUGGCCAGGUACAGGCAACAGUUAAUGGGCUGCUUGUGCAGAAUGGACUGGCCACAACACAAAUGAACAACAAAGCUGCCACUGGAGAGGAACCACCACAGAACAUCCUUGUAACCACUCGGAAGCAGUAUGGCCUGCCAGAGGAUGCAGUCAUUUACUGUAACUUCAACCAGUUGUACAAGAUUGAUCCUUCAACACUACAGAUGUGGUGCAAUAUUUUGAAACGUGUACCAAAGUCAGUUGUAUGGCUCCUGCGGUUCCCAGCUCAUGGAGAAGCUAAUAUCCUAGCACAAGCACAACAACUGGGCGUUGGUGCUGGAAGGAUCAUAUUUUCUAAUGUAGCUGCUAAAGAAGAACAUGUACGCAGAGGGCAGCUGGCUGAUGUGUGUUUAGAUACUCCCUUGUGUAAUGGACACACGACAGGUAUGGACGUUUUGUGGGCAGGUACUCCUAUGAUUACACUGUCUGGAGAAACCUUGGCAUCCAGAGUUGCAGCUUCCCAACUCCACUGCUUAGGGUGUCCAGAGCUUGUAGCACAAACCAGACAGGAGUAUGAGGACAUUGCCUGUAAACUAGGGAAUGAUCGUGAAUACCUAAAAGCCACGAGAGCUAAAGUAUGGAAGGCUCGCAUCGACUCCCCUCUGUUUGAUUGCAAGACAUAUGCAACCAAUCUAGAACGUCUCUUUGGGCGUAUGUGGAAGAAAUAUAGUGGUGGAGAGAAGCCAGACCACAUCACUGAGUGGUAAUUGAAGAUAAGAUAUUUAUUGAGAUUCAGGAUGGAGUAUUUAUUUAUUUCAGUAGGAUUUACUCACCUUGAAAAUGUAAAAUGAUGUUGCAUUGCCCGCAAUCACACCGACUUACCAGUCAUUUGUUGCAACUAAGGAAGUGAAUUGAUUAGAGAAUUAUCCAGCACCAACUAUGAAUUAAAUGUGAUAUUAGUUAUUUCAGAUCAAUGCCAUAAUUGUUACAAUGCACCAGUGCAGAACUGAUGUUACUUGUUGUAUACAGGCCAGUUGACCAUUGACACAGUGGAUUCCAGCUUCUUUAUAUAUCCAGUACUACUUUGUCAUUAACUUGUGUAACUCAAAGUAGAUGUUUUUAGCUAGACAUUUUUGAUAUUUCAAAAUAUAUGAUCUUGUUAAUGGUCAACGAUCAUGGGGAUCAAACCUGUUAGAAAUUGAAAUGAUACAAGGCAUAUGCUGAUCAAUAAAAGAUUGCGUGGAUUUAAUAUUAUGAACAAGCUGUAAAUAAAACCUAAGUUUUCUUUUAGGAAUAAGCAUGCUUCAAAAGGCUCAGGAGUCUUCAAGUGUGUGUGUGUGCGUGUGUGUAUAGGGUUCUAUCAUUUUUCCACUUAAUUUUUUUUGUCAUUUAUUUUUUAUGUAUUAAGACAGGGAUAUUUCUACAUGUAAAGAUAGUUCUAUCCGUGUUUAUUUGUGAUAUUUUUUAUAGUUAUAUUUUUUAUUUUUGGCAAGUUCUGCAAUUAGUGAGAAUAGAUAUCCAUAUGUACAUUCUAAGAUAACAUUUCAUAAUUACCAGAGGCAUUAGUGAUAAUUUUUCCUCAUCCCAAAGAAUGUGCACCAUUACCAUGUACAUAAUGACAAGGCUCCAUUAUCUUUUUUGAACAUGGUAAAUAAUAGCUAUCAAUAUCAAUAUUCAAAUAUAUUUUUUAAAUGCCCUUACAACAGAUUGAAAGGUAACCAUGAAUAAAAAGCUUGUCUCACAGAUCUGGUUGUGGGGCAGUUUUAGGUUGUCUUGUUAACUGUGGGUGCUAAAGAUUUGAAAAUUUCAUUUAUUUGUAUGCCAACAAAGUUAUUGGUAGGUGAAAAGCAUGUUCACUCUGUUGUAGAGGCAGGUGAAGCAGUCUCUUGAUAUAAAGGGAGUAAACAUUUGAAAGAAUAUGUAUUUUUUUUGUGUAUGGGACAGUUUAUAUGUAAAAUUUGAACUUAGACAGGUUGAUAAGGGAUCUAAAUAAUGUUUAGUAAUACAUUUCAUCAUGCAAGGUGUGAUAAAAGUGUCCUUGUGAGACACUGGAUGACAAAUAUCCAGGUGUUGACUAACACAGGUUUGAUUUGUCAUAGAAGUUCCUUGCACUAAGUGAUACCAUUAUCAAGCAUUACAGUUGUAAGUGGACGUGUGACAUCUGUUUGUUUCUUGUUAAAGAAGUGUUUCUUUUUGUAUUAGUAGCCCAGUAUUCUCACUCUGAAAAUGAAUAUUUGAGCAUUGUCCUCCAUAAAGAAGAAAUGCACUUUUGGGCUUGGACAAUGGCGAGUACACCAACUAAGGGCGUUUCAUCCCUUGCAUCACUGUAGAUUUUGGUUUGCUCCAUUCUUGCUGUAGAUUUCUCCAUCUCUCCUCUUUUCUUCCUCCCCUCUCUGGAGACUUGGCAGGAGUAGUAUUUUUACAAAGAUAGGAUGCUGCAGUGUUUCUCUAAGUUUGUUUAUACAUCUUGUUUUCCUAUGUGUAUAUAUAUAUAUAUUUUUUAUGUUUCCUCAGGACUCCAAAGAAAUUGAAAAUGAUUUAAUGGAAGUUCACAGAGAGGGGAUGCAUAAAAAGUCUGUAAAUUGUUCUUUGCUUUUCAAAAAUAAAAUACAAACAAAGCAAGGAGUUAUCAUUAACUUUGUACUCUAUAUCACAAGAAACAAAGUUCUAAGUAUA